This is a messenger RNA of Hemibagrus wyckioides, 1715 nucleotides long. RefSeq names its product peptidylprolyl isomerase Fb (gene ppifb). The transcript has 6 exons. Gene Ontology annotation, cellular component: mitochondrion. NCBI's taxonomy places the organism in Eukaryota, Metazoa, Chordata, Actinopteri, Siluriformes, Bagridae. Bases 121 to 690 code for a protein of 189 amino acids. Gene Ontology annotation, molecular function: peptidyl-prolyl cis-trans isomerase activity. The record is from RefSeq and is a predicted model, not a curated record. Gene Ontology annotation, biological process: cellular response to hydrogen peroxide; regulation of mitochondrial membrane permeability involved in programmed necrotic cell death; protein folding.
UUAGAGUCAGACAAGAAGAAGAAGUUUAACGGCUUCACAUUGACAGCGUGUGUGUGUUUCACUCACAGAGACAGAGCCAGAGCGUGAGAAUAGCUCCGUUAUAAUCUGUUAAAACUCGCCAUGUGGAUACUGAGCUCCAGGCUGGUUAAAGCGCGCGCGCUAGCCGUUAUAGCGCAGCGCUCGUGCAGCAGCAGUAAGAGGCCGGUGGUGUUCAUGGAGUUCGCGGCGGACACUGAACCUCUGGGUAGAGUCACCUUCCAGCUGGACUCAGACAUCGUCCCAAAAACAGCAGAGAAUUUCCGAGCUCUAUGUACAGGAGAACACGGUUUUGGAUACAAAGGCUCCAUCUUCCACAGAGUCAUACCACAGUUCAUGUGUCAGGGUGGUGAUUUCACCCAUCAUAACGGUACAGGAGGGAAGUCAAUCUACGGUGCGAGGUUUCCUGAUGAGAACUUCACGCUGAAACACACAGGACCAGGUAUUCUGUCUAUGGCUAACGCGGGACCAAACACCAACGGCUCCCAGUUCUUCAUCUGCACUGUAAAAACUGAAUGGUUGGACGGGAGGCACGUGGUGUUCGGCAGUGUGAAGGAGGGGUUGGAGGUGGUGAAGAAGGUGGAAGCGUUCGGCUCGCGCUCUGGGAAAACCUCCAAGAGGAUCAUCAUCACUGACUGUGGAGAAAUCAAAUAACACACACACACGACAUGAUGGUCUGAAGUUCAGUGUUUCCUAAAGAACAUUAGCAUCAGGCCUCACUCCAAUACAGAUACAAUACAACACACCCUUCUUCACUUCCUCUUCCUAUAAGCCCUUCUCUCUGCCCCCUCUCGCUUUCUGCCCCCCCCGCCCCCUCUCUCUCUUUCUGCCCCCCAUCCCCCCCCCCCCCCGCCCCCCCUCUCUCUUUCUGCCCCCUCUCUUCUGUUCUGUAGACUUUUCUCCUUAUAGAUGACUGACCUGUUCAUGGGCUUUAUUCUGCCAAACAACGCUAGCUAGCUAACGUUAAAGAACACCUCACAAAUAAUACCAGCUAGCUAACAGAUUUGGGGGUGGUUAUAUCCUCUCUAGCCAGUUUUCUUACUAAUUUAAACAAAACAUUCCCAGAAUAAAACAACCUGGCUAGCUUUAGAGAAUGCUAAAGCUAAACGGAGUUAGCUAGCUAGCGUGAACACCCCCUGAGGUUAUGUGAGCUGUUAAAACUCAGGGUAGCGUCUAGCGUUAAGAGCAAUAAAGCGGUAAUGAAGCCUGUGAUCUGAAUCUGAGCCGAAUCCUGAUCAAAUCAAUCUGGACUAAACCUGGGUGAGUGAAGCGGUCAGCUCCACACUCCCCACAGUAAUGUGAACGCCGUAUAUCUGUGUUAUGUUUUCCUGAAGCCGAUCCUCAGGGACUCACCUGUCUCAGCUCCUCACACACCUGGCCUGGUGGGCGGAGCCCUGAGUGAGAGGGAGUUCAAUAAAAGAUUAAUUUGAAUCAAAAAGAAUCAUUUGAGUGUACAGGUGUGUGAAUGAUAUGUGACUGAAACAUUUCACUGUGUUUGUGUGUUUAUUGUGUAACGGAGUGGGGAGUGUCAGAGGUCAGUGUGGAGUUCCAUCUGGACCGUGUUCUGCUGGAGCUGGACUUUAACUCAGCAAUAAAAAGCUAACAAACUCCUGAGCUGUAGAUUCAUUCAGUUUAGUUUCAAUAAUUGCCUAAAGAAUAAAGAGAGUCGCCUUGGUCAA